Molecule: messenger RNA, 3676 nt
Organism: Astrephomene gubernaculifera
Lineage: Eukaryota; Viridiplantae; Chlorophyta; Chlorophyceae; Chlamydomonadales; Astrephomenaceae
Source: the annotation of a GenBank genome assembly
CGCGCGGUCCAUCUUUCUAAUAGCGUAGGGCUGGCACGGGCCAGCAGCCGCAUGAACUAGGAACCGGCUGCGCUUCCGUGUGUUGUCUGACGCUUUAUAAGACAAGAUGAUGAGCCUGCGGGCCGCCUCUCGCAAGCAGGAGCUGCCGUCGCUCCUGCUGGCUCAGGCGCGCCAGUAUGUGACUCCUCUUCGUGUGGAGUUCAGCGAGGGUGUGGCCACUCCUAAGAACAAGGAGUCCAGCUCCCUGCUGGAGGAGUGGAAGGGCAAGAAGGAGGCCACUGAGGGUGCCCUGAAGCUCAUGCAGGCUUACAAGGACGUGGGCGACAACAAGAGCGAGCCUCUGCUGAAGUUCCACAACCCGCGCUCGUUCGAGGACAUGAACGCGGCGGUGCCGAACUUCCGGGCCCAGAACCUGAAGCCCGGCGAGGUCGGCAAGUUCUUCGACAACGUGCUGCAGAAGCGCGCUGGCGAGGCCGUUGAUGCUAAGGGCAAGUGGUGGUCGCAGCGCAAGUCGGAGGCUGAGGCUGCCGCUGCCAGCAAGGACCUGGGGUCCUUCGGCACCCUGCCCGUGCCCGCCUGGCAGCUGGGCAAGCCCCUGUCGCUGGAGGCCGUGAACCAGGUGGCUGAUGCCUACCUGAAGUCCCUGGAGCCGGCUCGCAAGCUGUCCAUCCCCGCGGUGCCCGCCUCCGUGAAGGACAGCCUGCCCGCUGAUGCCGUGGAGGCGCUCACCAAGGCGAUUGCCGACAAGGUCACCGUCACCGAGAACGGCAAGCCGGUGCAGGGCUUCCAGUUCGUGAGCAAGGCCGUGGCUGCCAAGGUGCUGGCUGCUCGCCGCGCUGAGGUGCACGAGCGGUACGUGAAGAUGUGGGCCAAGAAGGUGCUGGUGUCCCCCGAGCUGGCGGCCGUGCCGCUCAAGGACAUUGACGGCCAGCUGGCCUCGAAGUUCGAGCUGCUGGCGCCCCAGUACGCCGACCUGCUGCAGGCCGCCACCUCGGGCUCCAAGACCCUGGCGGAGCGCAUGUCGCACCACCCCGCCCUGGACAGCUUCCUGCUCAAGCGCGAGAAGGAGGCCAUCAAGGAGGACUUCCCCGUCUCUGAGCUGGAGGCCGCCGGCGCCGCGCUGGCCAAGGAGCUCGAGGCCGACCCGUCCGCCGCCCUGGAGCGCCUGCUGGGCCCCGAGCUGCAGUCGGGCCCGCUGGCUGGCAAGCCCCUCAGCGAGGUGGUGGCCGCCGUGACGGCGCACAAGUACUCGUCCGACCGCUACAUGUACCGCGAGGGCAUGAAGCUGGCUGCCCGCUACAAGGCCGAGGAGGACGCCCUCAAGGGCGAGCUCAAGGCUGUGUACGGCGAGGACGUGGACGUUGCUCGCUACCAGGCCCAGCCGCGCACCCCCGCUCAGCAGGUGGUGGACCGCCUGAAGGAGCUGGAGGCGCGCGCCGCCGAGUUCAAGGCGGAGCUGGAGGCCGCCGACAACGCCUACCUGCGCUACGCCGCCGCCAAGAAGCAGCAGGUCCUGACCGACCCCACCAACAUCGCCUUCGACGAGGUGCUGUACCCGGGUCUGGUGGAGGAGCUGAUGGACAUCGAGCUGGCGGAGCUCAAGGAGGAGGAGAUGAAGGUCGACGACGCCGAGGAGGAGGAGCUGUGGAUGCUCACCCUGUCGGCUCAGUUCCGCCACAUCCAGAAGCACUUCGGUGUGGACCUGCCGCACAGCGUGCUGGCCUACAUGGACCCGGUGCUGGUCAAGAAGAUCGACUGGGAGACCACCAACGGCCUGGAGGACUGGGACAUCACCCUGGACGACAUGGGCGCCGAGGCGGCCAAGGAGCAGUGGGGCAUGGAGAACCUCUCGCACCACUUCCUGCCGCUCAUCCGCUACCGCCGCGAGAAGGCCCGCAAGCAGGUCGGCCGCUUCGAGGCCGAGCUGGUUGCCAGCCGCAGCGCGUAAGCGCCAGCUGCAGCGUGAGGAAGGGUGGCGGUGGCGGCAGGCUGGCUGGCGACAGCCGGUCGUCCGUCGCCGCUGCUCCGAAGCGGCGGUGUAUGCGCGACGGGGAAGACCGGGUGCGCAGCACCGUUGCGCGCCGCAGUUUGGGAGUCUUCGGAUUGUGGGUAGUGGUGGUGGUGGUGUCUCCGCCGGCGAAGCACGCACGGAGUGCAGCGUAGCGAGGCUGCGUGGCGGCUGUGUGGCCUGGACGGAGCUGCAGCUCUUGCUUGUGGCUCCCCUGAGGGUGGCAGCUGCUUACGUGGCUGGUCGUCCAGUGGCUCGCGCUGACGAACUCGUUUGCACGGCGUGUUGACCAUCCAGGCGGUGGUUGAUGUCCUGUAUGGGCAGAGGUUGCUGCGGGGCAGAGGGAGGUGUUUGCAGUUCUGCUCGGUUACCGUAUCGGGUGUUUGCGGUGAAAGGGGAGUGGCCUAUAGGCUAAAUGCGGGUUUCGGGUCGGACCUUCAUUGUAGACGAGGAGUAUUAGGGCCAAGCGGGAGGGAACGAACGGGGGGCUGCAGUGAGUGAGCGGUGUACGCGCUCACGGCGAACCUCCGGCAGUUCAGAGGCGGCUGCGUGUUGGUGCAUUCCUUUUAGUGACUGCAACGCCGCGGGCGUGUCUUGGGACCUUCGUUGCGCGCGUUGGCAGGCGGACCCGUCUAACAAAACAAUGGCUUGACAAUCUGAGCUUGAAACACAUGCGUGUGCUUCGUUCCCAAGUCCAUGUUGUAACGGCUCCAAAGCCGUUUGGCCACUCCCUUCCAGCCAGCCCAGGUCAUGCAUGGCUACAACACAGCGCGUGAGCAGUCGGCACUGGUCAAGUGGCAUCGAACCCUCUUUCCGAAGGCUUCAUUGCCUCUGCUUCGAAGUCCUGGCUGUUGUCCUAUGUUAGAUGCAAAACAAGAAUUAGCACAGGCAGGGGUGCGGACAUAGCACAUGUGGGCUGGUUUGGUCUGCAGAGACCGAAGAGGCACAGAAUGUGAGUAUUCUGAGUAAGCCCUAAGGUCAGCAACUUGUUUGUCGCGACGGUCGGGCUCCGCACUCUAUAUCGCGACGAUAUAACUGUAGGCUUUGUCUUCGCUUUACUAACUUAAUACAAAAAUAAGGCUAGCCACUACAUCGCGCAUGCGUUUUUGCUGCGGCCCGAGCCGCGCAGGUUCAUUUCAACAGCGAGCUCCUUAUAGCAGCACCUUAGCCGUGCCCUCCCGUUGCACAAAGCAGUGCAGUAUAACCACACGAUGUGCGCAAAGAUCUGCGGAAAUUUACCAGACCGUCGAGGGCACUCUGCGUGUGUUCGCGGUCAGCGACCUGCACACCCAUCAUCGGGAGAACUUCAAAUGGGUGCAGCAGCUCUCCACUUGCGACUACCUUCAGGACGUGCUAAUCGUGGCAGGGGACGUCAGCGACGACCUCCAGGAGCUCAGGUCCACACUCGCGGCCCUGCAGCAGCGCUUCGCCGUGGUGUUCUUCUGCCCGGGCAAUCAUGAGCUCUGGGUACACAACCACCAGCGCAACCGCCACAACCACCACCACCACCAUCAACCACCUGAACCGCAGCAGCAGCACCCAGCCACGGACCCCUCCACGCCAACCAAGCAACCCCAGCCUCUAUCAGCCUUGCAGCCUCCUGCUCCUCCCCCUCCCCCUCCUGCCGACAGCGUAUCCAAGCUAGCUGCGGUGCUGGGGUUGUGCGGG